This is a messenger RNA of Hansenula ciferrii, 387 nucleotides long. It is a transcript of the gene EAF6, whose product is annotated as Eaf6p. The record is from RefSeq and is a predicted model, not a curated record. Lineage: Eukaryota; Fungi; Ascomycota; Saccharomycetes; Phaffomycetales; Wickerhamomycetaceae. Gene Ontology annotation, cellular component: NuA4 histone acetyltransferase complex. The transcript has a single exon. The coding region runs from base 1 to 387 and encodes 128 amino acids.
AUGGCUACUGACAGUUUGAAAGAGUACGAAAAGCUCAAAAAACAAUUACAACAGGCUAUUUUGAAGAAGAAAUCAUUAGAUAAACAAAUAACACAAAUAGAGGAAGAUAUAUUUCAAAAAGAGACAAUGUAUUUAUCAGAAUCACAUAAUUCCAAUAUAGUAAGGGGGUUUGAAAGCUUGAAUAAGCUGAAUCAAUCCAGCAAUGUUAAUAAGAAGAAGCUGGUAUUCACUGAUGAUGAUAGAGUGUUCAGUCUGAGUUCACAUACAUUUGUUAGACAUCUACAGAAGAAGAAUGAGUUGGAUGAAGAUGAUGAUGACAGUAAUGAAGGUACACCAGUUGCAAGUGCGUCAAGUACCACAAAGAAGAGGAAAAGAGCUGAAGAAUGA